CACGUGAUCAUGUUAGGUUGAGCGAGUUGUACAGAAGUUGACGUAGAUAAGGCUGUAAGACAAAGUUUAUCGCUUACUCGUUACAGGUAGAACGUAGAUAAAUUAAUAUUGUUAUUUACGUGGAAACGAUCUUUGAACCUUGACCGUGUUGAAUUCGCUGGCGCCUGUGUUUUUUUCAUUUUCAAAAAACCCGGCAGGCUUUCAUAUUCUUCAAAAUAAGGCUGCCUUCCUCUCUCCAAAUGACUGACCCUCAGCUGUCUGUACUUCUCAACACCGGGACUCGGAUGCCUCUGUUGGGAUUGGGUACUUUUCGUUUGCAGGGUCAAGAGGACACUUAUAAUGCUGUGGAUGCAGCUUUGGCAGCUGGUUACCGUGCCUUUGACACUGCGGCAGUGUACCAUAAUGAAGCACAGUUAGGCCAUGCCCUCCGUUGCCUGCUGCCCAAACAUGGUCUUUCUCGAGAAGAUGUUUUUGUUACUAGUAAGCUGGGUCCCAAAGAUCAGGGGUCCAAAGCCAGAGAUGGUUGCCUGCGGAGCCUGGAGCAAUUGGGAUUGGGCUACAUUGACCUAUAUCUUAUUCAUUGGCCAGGUACUCAGGGGCUGCCAGCGGGGGAUAAAAGAAACACUGAAAACCGUGCUCAAAGCUGGACAGUCUUGGAGGAUUUCUACUCAGAAGGAAAAUUUUGUGCCAUUGGGGUGUCUAAUUACACAGUAGAACACAUGGAGGAGCUACUGAAGAGCUGUAAAGUGCCUCCAGCAGUUCUUCAGGUGGAGUUUCACCCAAAGCUGGUUCAAGAGGACCUGAGGGCAUUCUGUAAGGAAAGAGGGGUGUGUUUUCAGGCAUACUCGUCUCUUGGAACAGGGGUUCUACUAUCAGACCAGGUGGUUGUGGAUUUGGCCAAAAAGUAUGGAAGGACAUCAGCCCAAGUGUUGCUGAGGUGGGCCGUACAACAGAACAUUCCAGUACUGCCAAAGUCCUGUCAGCGAGUUCGUGUGGAGGAGAACGGACGUCUGUUUGACUUUGAGAUUAGCAAGGAAGAUGUGGAAAGGCUCUUUGCUCUUGAUUGUGGAGAGAGGUUCUGCUGGGAUCCAAGACAAGUGUCUUAAAGACAACUCUAAAUGUUCUAUAGAUAACUCUAAAUCAAACUAAAUAUUUGACUUACCGAAAUUCCUUCUACUUUAUCUUUUGCUAGACCAUUUGAAGUGAGAGAUGUUCUGAGGUAAACAAUGUGUAAACCAAACUGAAAACAUCAAGACAUUAGCAAGUUCCUAUAGAGGAUAUUUAGUUAGCUAACUCUGUGAAAGUGUCAGAAGUGUUUUUUUAAGUUGUGUGUCC
Molecule: messenger RNA, 1335 nt
Organism: Puntigrus tetrazona (Sumatra barb)
Lineage: Eukaryota; Metazoa; Chordata; Actinopteri; Cypriniformes; Cyprinidae
Exons: 2
Coding region: 240-1106 (288 amino acids)
Molecular function (GO): oxidoreductase activity
Source: RefSeq, a predicted model, not a curated record